GUUCUUUAUGAGACAUUUUGGAGAGAGAGACCUAGGCAGGACACCCAGACCUCCUGAGUGCACACAGGGACCUUCGAUGGGCUCCAGGGUGAGCAAGCAGAUCCCAAUGGGUCUAUGGGGGUGGGAGCUCUGCUGUCUCCCCGAAGGUGCAGUUGCUCCCCACAAGGACUCCGGAAGCCGAGGGUGGAGUUGACAGGGCAGGAAGUCCCAGGCUGCAGCCCAGAAAGCUUCUGAUCCUGGCAGCAUGUGCUGGCCGCUGCUGUAUCCUUUGGUGCUGGGGCUCAGCAUCAGCCUGGCAGAGGGCAUCCAGACCCCCAGCAUCUACGAUGAUGUAGAGAGUACCAGGGGAAGCCAUGAAGGCCCUCUGGGUCCCACAGUAGAACUCAAGGAGCCGAAGUCCUCAGACAAGCCUAAUCCACGAGGCUACCCGGGCAAAUUCUGUGCCAACGACAGUGACACGCUGGAGCUCCCGGCCAGCUCUCAAGCACUGCUGCUGGGGUGGGUCCCCACGAGGCUGGUACCUGCCCUCUAUGGGCUUGUGGUGGCUGUGGGGCUGCCUGCCAAUGGGCUGGCGCUGUGGGUGCUGGCCACAAGGGUGCCACGCCUGCCAUCCACCAUUCUGCUCAUGAACCUGGCAGUGGCUGAUCUGCUGUUGGCCCUGGUGCUGCCACCACGACUGGCUUACCACUUGCGUGGCCAGCGCUGGCCAUUUGGUGAGGCUGCCUGCCGGGUGGCCACAGCUGCCCUCUAUGGCCACAUGUAUGGUUCAGUGUUGCUGCUGGCUGCAGUCAGCUUGGACAGAUACCUGGCCCUGGUGCAUCCUUUGCGGGCCCGUGCACUGCGUGGUCAACGCCUCACUACUGGACUCUGUUUGGUGGCCUGGCUCUCUGCAGCCACCCUGGCCUUGCCUCUCACUCUGCAUCGGCAGACCUUCCGAUUAGCUGGCUCCGAUCGCAUGCUGUGUCAUGAUGCGCUGCCCCUGACUGAGCAGACCUCCCACUGGAGACCGGCCUUCAUCUGCCUGGCUGUCCUGGGCUGCUUCGUGCCACUGCUGGCCAUGGGCCUGUGCUAUGGAGCCACCCUUCGUGCACUGGCGGCCAAUGGCCAGCGCUACAGCCAUGCACUCAGACUGACAGCCCUGGUACUGUUCUCGGCAGUGGCCUCUUUCACACCUAGCAAUGUGCUGCUGGUGCUGCACUAUUCAAACCCGAGCCCUGAGGCCUGGGGCAAUCUCUAUGGAGCCUAUGUGCCCAGCCUGGCACUCAGCACCCUCAACAGCUGCGUAGACCCUUUCAUCUACUACUAUGUGUCCCAUGAGUUCAGGGAGAAGGUACGCGCUAUGUUGUGUCGCCAGCCGGAGGCCAGCAGCUCCUCUCAGGCCUCCAGGGAGGCUGGAAGCCGAGGGACUGCCAUUUGCUCCUCUACACUUCUGUGACUGGUAGCUGAGGUGGGAAGGGGGCAUUCUGGCUUGACUGGGUCUCCCCUUAAACUACAUCCCUCUUGAACCCUCAGGACAUGACCUUAUUUGGAUAUGCAGUUGGUGCGACCUUCAUUAGUGGAGCUGAGGUCCACUGGAAAUGCUUUUGUAAAAGGUCUGGGUACUAUACGUCUGUCACUCCAGCACUAGGGAGGUGGAGAAGAGGAUCAGGAGUUCAGGAUUAUCUUUGACUGUAGUGAAUUUGGAGCUAGGCUGGGCUAUGUGAGAGUCCAGAGGCAGAAAGGAGUUAUGAGGUCACUAGCUAGAGGAUGCUGAGAAACCAGAAUGGAGUUUCCCUUAGAGCUUCAGGGGAUCCAGCCCUAGACACCCUGAUUUUGUCAAGGUGCCUCUUAGAACUUCAAACCUUUGUGCUUAGCAUGUGUCUGCACAGUGUAGAUGUGUCUGCACACAUAUAUUGUAUGUGCCUGCGGGUACACAGAGAGGCCAAAGGAUGAUGGGUGUCUACCUCAAUUCCUUCUCUACCAUUAAAUUUUUAAAAAAAUGCUAUAUAUAUAUAUA
Molecule: messenger RNA, 1996 nt
Organism: Mus musculus (house mouse)
Lineage: Eukaryota; Metazoa; Chordata; Mammalia; Rodentia; Muridae
Gene: F2rl3
Product: F2R like thrombin or trypsin receptor 3
Exons: 2
Coding region: 245-1435 (396 amino acids)
Biological process (GO): platelet activation; G protein-coupled receptor signaling pathway; positive regulation of release of sequestered calcium ion into cytosol
Cellular component (GO): plasma membrane; membrane
Molecular function (GO): protease binding; thrombin-activated receptor activity; G protein-coupled receptor activity
Source: RefSeq, marked reviewed